GUCUACGCCGGACGCUGACAGUCAGGUGUUCAUCAAGCCGGCCAUAGACACGAAAGCCUUCUCUGCCAUCGUGGAGCCCCGGGAUCAGAUGCUCGCAACACUUCUGGAAGGAAUUCCCGACUGCAUCAGCCCCUUGCCCGUCGACCUGCCCGUGCAUUGUGCCGAGGUCGUGGACAUGAUCUCCGAGUACCGCGUGUACGUUGUCCACGGGGAGAUCCGUGCCAUUUGCCACUACAAGGGCCCUAGCGAGGGGGCAGGCGCACUUGAUCUGACUGUAGUGGAAGAAGCUGUGCAGACGCUGUGCCAGAGCGAAGAAGGGCAGACUCUUGUCGGCUUUGGCAUGGACUUUGCCGUGCUUGAAGCGGGUACCUGCUUGGUG
Molecule: messenger RNA, 379 nt
Organism: Symbiodinium necroappetens
Lineage: Eukaryota; Dinophyceae; Suessiales; Symbiodiniaceae
Source: the annotation of a GenBank genome assembly